Molecule: messenger RNA, 996 nt
Organism: Akanthomyces muscarius
Lineage: Eukaryota; Fungi; Ascomycota; Sordariomycetes; Hypocreales; Cordycipitaceae
Exons: 3
Coding region: 1-996 (331 amino acids)
Biological process (GO): translation; ribosome assembly
Cellular component (GO): ribosome; mitochondrial large ribosomal subunit
Molecular function (GO): structural constituent of ribosome
Source: RefSeq, a predicted model, not a curated record
AUGAGUCUUCGCCUCGCCUCCCGGCGGCUGAUGCCGUCAGGGUCGCAAUUUUCUGCGUCUACCGCGACGCUCACGAGCUCGUUGCCUGUAACUUUAGGAACGGUCGCGCAGAAGCGAAACAAAUGGAACUUGUUCAAAGGCUGGGGUAAAAAGACUGAAAAAGAGGAUGCACUCUCUGGGCUCGACCUCGACGACCCCAAAAAACGACAGCAGUUCCUCGACCGCAACAUGAAUGGCAAGAUCGAAAACAACAUCUUCCAAGACGAAAUCGAGACCGCAGCCAACAAGGACGCCGAGGAUAGCGUGCGCAAGGGACCCGAGAAUGUUGAACAGAAGACACGGGAGAACAUGGCCAUGGUCAUCAAUCCAGAUCCCCGUGGCCGCAUGCGAUGGCAACGGAGAAAGGUUAUUCAGAUGGUGCGCAAGAACGGCAGGAUUACCAAGGAGCAAAAGAUCAAGAUGACAGAGCGUCAGCUCACUCACAAGAGCCCGUUUAUGGCGACCAGCGUCAAGAAGCUGAUGAUGCUGUCGCGCCAAAUUUCGGGCAAGUCAGUGGAUGAUGCCAUUACACAGAUGACAUGGUCCAAGAAGAAGAUGGCUGCCGAAAUUCGAUACUACUUGGAAGAGGCUCGCGAUCUCGCCAUUGCGCAGCGGGGAAUGGGCUUGGGCAAAGUCAACGGCGAGUUCUACGACAGCCCCAGAAAGAUUCAGACAGGUGAGGGCAAAUGGGUCGAGGUUGUUGAUCCAUCCCGCAUGUACAUUGCACAGGCCUGGGUUGGCCGAGGAAAGUGGCGCGGAAAGAGCAUAGACGCUAAAGGCCGUGGAAGAAUGGGCCUCAUUCAGCAUCCCGCUACAUCCCUGACUAUCAUGCUUAAGGAAGAGAGAACAAGGGUGCGUGAGCACGAGGAGCGCGAAGCAAAGAAGGCUGCAAAGGGCCCUUGGAUCCAUCUACCUAACCGUACCGUUCACGGCCAACGACCAUACUACAGCUGGUAA